Molecule: messenger RNA, 944 nt
Organism: Dalotia coriaria
Lineage: Eukaryota; Metazoa; Arthropoda; Insecta; Coleoptera; Staphylinidae
Gene: Sec22
Product: vesicle-trafficking protein SEC22
Exons: 4
Coding region: 107-748 (213 amino acids)
Biological process (GO): retrograde vesicle-mediated transport, Golgi to endoplasmic reticulum; vesicle fusion with Golgi apparatus; endoplasmic reticulum to Golgi vesicle-mediated transport
Cellular component (GO): endoplasmic reticulum-Golgi intermediate compartment; ER to Golgi transport vesicle membrane; endoplasmic reticulum membrane
Molecular function (GO): SNAP receptor activity
Source: RefSeq, a predicted model, not a curated record
UUUAAACAGCCUAUCAUGACGUGUAAAUAACCUGUCCACAUUUUCUCCAGAUAUUUGCAACAAUCAACAAUUAUUUAUUGAAAAACCAGUAAAAUAACACAAGAAAAUGGUUUUAAUGACGAUGAUAGCCCGUGUGGCCGACGGGCUACCAUUAGCAGCCACAAUGCAAGAAGAUGAACAGUCCGGAAGAAAUAUACUAGAAUAUCAAAAUCAGGCAAAGAUGCUCUUUAGGAAACUAGGACCACAAUCACCUGUUAGAUGCACAAUUGAAACUGGUCCUUAUUUAUUCCAUUAUUUAAUAGAACAUGACAUUUGCUACCUAGUACUCUGUGAACAGAACUACUCAAAAAGACUGGCAUAUUCUUAUCUGGAUGACAUUGCACAAGAAUUUCAUCGUCAGUAUGGAAAACGAGUGAAUACAGUCACAAGACCAUACAGUUUCAUUGAGUUUGAUAACUACAUUCAGAAAGCAAAGAAGAUUUUCUUAGAUUCGAGAUCCAGACGGAAUAUUAGCAACAUUAACAAUCAACUGCAAGAUGUCCAGAGGAUUAUGGUUCAGAAUAUCGAUGAUGUAUUACAGCGAGGCACAGUUUUAUCAGAAUUGGAUACAAAAACACAAAAUCUAUCAAUGCUGACGCAAAAAUACAAGAAAGACGCAACUUAUUUGAACACAAAGUCGAUGUACGUGAAGUGCGCAGUUGGUGGCAUCGCACUCCUGGUGUUUGUCUUAUAUUUCUGGGUAUUAUAAGCAAUCCACACGAUUUUGGGACUGACGCACCGCUAAAGAUGAUAAUAAUUACGGAAUUACUUCGUUAAUGCCAGAAAUAUUAAUUAAUUUGGGCGUUAAUUUAAUUGGACAGUUAUUCUAUAAUAAUAAUUACUGCAUUUUACGAUGUAUUGUUUAGUUUAAUUGGUAAAAUGAAAAUAAUAAUAUAUUUACUCAA